GAGUGGGGUUAGCCAUCUUGCUGUACGGCGUCGGCUGAGAUAGAGUGCUUGAGGGGUAGACUCACUCGCGAGUCAUUUCGGGAGGAAGGAAAAGUCUCGCCCCGAUGUCCGAAUGACGCACUUCCGAGGGCGGUGUGUCGUUGCUGGGCGGGAGUUUUGAACCCAACCCUCGGUCAAUUGCUGAAGCGACCGUAGUGAGUUUUUAGCAGGCCCCCAGGCAAGUCGUGAAACUGGCUGCGUCUACACAGCGAUUGAGCCGCUCGAGUCUAAAGACCGCUGCCGUUGCCCUCGGGAGCCCUUAGAAUCCCCUUUCCUCCUGAUUGGGGCUCCGGCCUGCCUCCUGAAUUUCUCACCCGUAAGGGAGAGACAGAGCAUGGGGUGGCUUAUCCGGUCAUCUCAGCAGCUUCAAAAAUAGAAACAACAAGCGAAGCGGUGGUAGGAAUAGCAUACAUUCAUUCGCCACAACAGUUCCGAAAAUAAUUUCCAGGCUCCCUGGUUUCGGAGGUCGCUGUUCUUUCGCAAUUCUUAAAGAGAGCCGCGAGGUCCUUUGCCAGCUCAAACGAGGAAGAAAUUGCCCCCCUUCUAGAACCAGAGAAGAAAAUCUUGUGUGAUUAUUAUUUUUGGCUUUUUGAAAUUGAAAGUAAAAAAUGGACAAAAUUGCCAUUUCCUCUACAAAUGGUACAUUAUCUCAUUUGGAAAUGUUGGAGGAUUCUGCCCGCAACGUAACACUGAAACAAGGGGAAAUAAAGAAGCAUAAGGAGAAGAUAUUAAAGAUGAAAAUGAAGAUCCUGGAGCUGAGAUGUCAAAGAGAUGAGUUAAAAACCAAAUUAAAUGUUUGUCGAUCACAGUUCACUCUAGGCAAAGAUGCUAUGAAAAACAGUUUGCAAGUUUCUAAGGCUACAACAACAAGCCAACAGGCCUUAGGGUGGAAGAUAGAGAAUGCCAAGGGUGUGCUAGAACUUUUUCAUCUGACAGGCCUAAGUGCAAAACUGACAGAGCAUGGAGUCUCCUUUUGCAUCAGCACUGCCUUUGAAGGAACUUAUCUAGAUUCCUAUUAUUUAGACAUCCUUAUACAGAAGCCACUCCAGAUUCAACACCAUUCAAUCCCAGUUUUCAUACCUCUGGAGCAAAUAGCUCAUGAGCAUUUGCAGAAAGACAUUAAGUGCUUCCUGUCUGUACUCUCAGAUCAUCUGAACGCUUAUGAUAGAAGGAAAUUCCAGGUAGACCAAUUACAGGAACGUUUUGCCAUUUUUCUUGAAGGAUGCAUGAAAGGAAAUUCUUUGUACAAUCAGUUGGCAUUUAACUACCGUGUAACAGAAGAUGGAAAUUUUCCAUUUACAGCAAAGAUCAUAUAUGGAAAUCACAUAAAUGCCCUCCCAACCAAGGUCACUGUUGUAUGUAAAGCUAAAAAUGCACCAGUUUCUGUGGACGAGAUGGCAGCAGCUCAUUUGGCGUUGUUCUAUGAGAAGCCUCUUCAAGAUGUCUUUAUUUCUAUCACAGCCUCAGCUGAAAAUCUGAAUCAACCUAUUGCAGCCGUAUCAUCUUUCUGUUCCAUAUCUGGUAGCAAAAAUGUUCCCUCUGAGGUUGCUGCAUUAUAAAUUCCACCAAGGCUACAUCAAAAGAACAAAGAGCUGUUCCAAAUUGAUGGAGCAGAGACUCUGAAGUAAGACCAAGGAUUGCAGGAUAGCUAGUCUACUUUGCAUCCUGUCCUACCCAAGGCCCUUAGUAGCAUGAAUAAAUUAUUUAAUUCUCCCACCUCAUCUCACUUAUGAUGACUUUUGUUCUCUAUAGCAUUGAACAUCUCCUAUUUUCAAAAAUAUUGUCUUACAUUUUUUAAAACUGUAGAUAUAAUAGUAUUCAAAGACUCAUACCCUCCUCCUUUAGGCUUGUCCUGCUUCCAUUACAACUCUCUUUACUUGAUUCUGGCCAAGCUCUGCAAAGAGGCAGUAUUUUCCACUGAAAUGUCUAACUUACCUAUGUGAAAUGAGAAAUUAUAUGUGGGAUUAUAUAAACAUCCGAUUUAGUAGGAUUAUCUGUGUGGAUUAAGAUUUUGUAUAUCUGAAAACGCUGCAAGAAGAUGAAUUUGGUCCUCUGGCACAUUUGUAUCAGUCUUUCACUCAAAGCUCCCAAAAUAGAUUACACAAUACAGUAGUGAGGAAAGCUGUUCUCAGUCUUGGCUCUGAUAUCACAUUUUCAGAAAUUAAAUAUAGAUUAAAAGGGGACAUGAUAUGAAAUUUCCUUUAUAUAUUCUAUAUUUGUACAUGUUUUAUUAUGCAAUAAAACUUUAAAAAAAGAACUAUCCUCUCUUGACUUAUUAUAAUUAAAUAUUCCAAUAGCAUAAUGGCACUCAGACAUCACUCUGAAAUCAGAAAUCAUUUCUUCCAAUAUGAUUAUUUAGCAUUCAACCCAAACAUGCACAUUUUCCCUUAGAGUGAAUGACACAACCCCCCUUUUUUCCCCAAAAUAAAACAAGAAACAGCAAUUUUAAAAUCAAACAAUCUAUUUGAGAAACUAAACAAAUUACAUAAUUUUUAUUUCAACGUAACAAUCAGAUGAAGGCUUUUAAUAAAACAGCCUUGGUUCAGGCUGUAUAAAUCUCUUCCUUUUAAAGCAUCAGCAAAGUUGAGGGCAGAAAGGGACGCAAGGCACAGCCUGAAACAGGCACCUUACUUUCACAAUUAAGAUGCAUUAAAAAUAUAAAGGUAUCUGUUCUCAUAUAUAUUAUCAUAUAUAUAUAUAUAUAUAUAUAU
Crotalus tigris (Tiger rattlesnake) is the source of this 2750-nucleotide messenger RNA. It is a transcript of the gene CENPO, whose product is annotated as centromere protein O. The record is from RefSeq and is a predicted model, not a curated record. Gene Ontology annotation, cellular component: kinetochore; Mis6-Sim4 complex. The coding region runs from base 648 to 1598 and encodes 316 amino acids. NCBI's taxonomy places the organism in Eukaryota, Metazoa, Chordata, Lepidosauria, Squamata, Viperidae. The transcript has 8 exons.